Molecule: messenger RNA, 5540 nt
Organism: Taeniopygia guttata (zebra finch)
Lineage: Eukaryota; Metazoa; Chordata; Aves; Passeriformes; Estrildidae
Gene: IL18RAP
Product: interleukin 18 receptor accessory protein
Biological process (GO): interleukin-18-mediated signaling pathway
Molecular function (GO): interleukin-18 receptor activity
Source: RefSeq, a predicted model, not a curated record
CUGUAAGUCUACACUGCAUAUACACCGAGAUGGUACAUUUUCCCCACUUGAGCAGAAGUGAGAUGGACAAGAGAGCAAGAUGAUUCUUAAAGAAAAUGUCUCUGAAUAUCAGCCAAAAUUGAUAAAGAAAACAAUGCUCACUUUGUGCUGGAUAUUAACACUAUUUGUCAGUGGGGUAGAAGUUAGAGAGAUUAAUUUGCCAGGAUGUUACCAUGUUGAACCUCAAAUAUGGUAUCGUGCAAUUAAUGGUGAGGAGUUUGUUCUGCAAUGUGCUUUACCAGAUAGAGAUGCUACCAACAUUUAUAACAGCUCACUUCUAAAUCAACAUAAGGUGAAAUGGUUCUGGCAUCAGAAAGAUAAAGAGACACUGAAGGACAUCAAGGAAAGCUCAAACCUGACUUUCCAAGGGGAUGCACUUUUCUUUAAACCAAUAAGGCACAGUGCUUCUGGAGUGUACAUCUGUAGGAUAUGGGGAAAAAUCCCAUGUCUCAAAAUUGUUUUGGAUGUUCAAACAAAGACGGAAGCAAAAUGUUCAGGUUAUGACACAAAUAUUCUAUAUCUGCUUGCUGGCAAUGGGAAUUCAAUAACCUGUCCUGGGACAAAAUGUUACAGCCACAUAAAAAAGCAGGAUGUGAAAUGGUACAAGGAUGGUCAUCAGAUAAAAUACAGGAAAAGCAGACCGAGCCUAAAACUUAAGCAGAAUGAAAUCUACUUGAAUCCAACCUAUGACAAAGAUGCUGGGACAUAUGUGUGUGAUUAUACUCUGUCUGAAAACAUUAUCAAGUGGACAGUGAGAACAGCAGUAACAGUAGAAGUCACUGCAAAAAACACUAUUCAUCCACCAAACCUUUUGUAUCCCAAUGGUGUUGUGAUCCUCGAAGUAGAAGUUGGCAAGCCACUUGAAUUGGAAUGUCGUGUACAGUUUGGGUUUGAAAGGGUUUCUCCAAUGAGGGUAACAUGGAUAAGAAACAACGAAGAAAAUGUAAAUGAGAAAUUGAAUCAGGAAACAACUGUCUAUCCGAAAGGUUUGAAAGGACACACACUUCUUCAUGUUGCAACUUUGAAAGAAGUUACUGAAAAGGACCUCAGAAGCAGCUUCACUUGCUUUGCUGAGAAUUCAGUAGGGAAUGCCACUGCUGUGAUCCGGUUGAAAAGAAAGAAGAGAGUGUUGUUCUUAUAUGUACUAUGCAGUGCCAUUUCUACCCUAUUUGCAUUUGUUUUGUGCACUGUCUUUAUUUACCAGCACUGGAUUGAAAUAGUGCUGAUGUAUCGAAGUUAUCUGGUCCACAACAAAAGUACAGAAGAUGGCAAGGAAUUUGAUGCAUUUGUAUCAUAUGCAAAACUAAACUCUUCUGAAAGUGACUCUGCUUUAAUUAGUGAGGAAAAAUUUGCCCUGGAGCUUCUUCCAGAUAUGCUAGAAAACAAAUAUGGAUACAAGUUAUGUAUUCUUGAAAGAGAUAUUCUUCCAGGAGGAGCAUACACAGAUGAAGUUGUCAGUGCUAUUAAACAAAGCAGACGGGUAAUAAUUAUUUUGAGCCCAGCCUAUGUCAGUGGACCAAGCAUCUUUGAACUGCAGGCAGCGGUGAACUGUGCAUUGGAAGACAAAGGCAUCAAACUGGUAUUAAUAAAAUUCCAGGAUUUCAAAGAGCCAGAGGCUUUGCCUCCAGUACUGAAGAAAGCACUUCGGAUUUUACCAAUCAUUACCUGGAAGUCUUCCAUUUCUGCUGCUCCACACAAGAAGUUCUGGAAAUACAUGCGUUACCACAUGCCAAUGAAAACUACUAAGAGGCUGGAAAAUUUCAGCCUCAAGGGCGUCUCCCAAAGGUUAUUCAGACUGGUAUAGAUAUUUCACAGGGAGAGGACAUCAGGCUCAGGAUUGGUAACGUGAUUGUUAAAGAUCUUUUCUGUAUCAUCUGACUGCUGCCAGCUGUCACUACAGCCAGCAAUAACUCCCUCUGAAACAGUCAGAAGCACUGAAGUGUGACAGUGCCCAGGAAAACUGUGCCACUGCCUGCAACUGUAAAUGUGAGCCAUCUUUCAUAAAUUAAUAUUUUAUUACCAUUUUAUUUAUUAUACCAUUUUGCUCUGAUUUUGAGACAUACAAAGUUCUUUGCGCUGCAUUCAUUUCUGGAACAUUUUAACACUUGUUUUCUAGAAAAAUAUUUUAAAAAGGGAACUUCAGAGGAAGCCUGCAGUUUAAUUUUCUGAUGCAGUCCAGUGGCACAUACCCAAAUUCUUCAAAUGAGUUACCUCCUCCAAUGGGAACGCCAAGAAAAUACCAUGAGAGGCUGCUAUAGUUGGGUAUGCCAAAGGGAUUCAGAAAAGAAGGACCACUGUGUAGGCUUAUCCCAGGCAUCUCCAUCCUUCCUUCAGUGAGGGGAAGAGUUCAACCACCUGUCAAUCAGUUCACACUCAGGGACACCUGCAUCUGAUUGUAGUUGAUCCUGUCUGCUGCUGGUCACUCAAUGCCCACUGAACCUGUUGGCAUUAUGGGUGUGUUGCAGGUGUAAAUCUAAGCCCUGAUUGGCACAGCUGGUAGACUUCCAGGGACUCUAAAUCUUUCCCUUGCAGUCCUCUGGCUGCCAACUCUCCAGAGCUCAUACCACUUAUUCUCAAACCAUCUUGCAGUUUGUCUGUAGCUGAGUGAAAUGCAAUGGUCAGUGUUGAGCAAUCUGAGAGGUAUAGCCUCUUCUCUGUUGUUCUGAUUAUUUCAUUUGGCCUUCAAGUGAACAAAUCCUUGUUUUAUAAUGCUACCUGAAUAUCUCAUCUGCCAGAUUUCCUGUUGGAAAGGGAUCCCAAGAAAUACUACUGUUAACUGGAUCAGUACACUGGAAAAAAGAACUCUUUUGCAAGCAGGCUGAGCUUUAUCUACCUAAUGCUAUACUGGGUUCCAAGUUUUGGUGGGAGGACUGAUGGUGCUGUGAGGCUGACAGAAGAUAGUACUUUGUGUAGAAGCAGAACAUCAAAGGGCAUCACUGACUGUACUGUGGAGUUUUAACUUCUUUUUUUUUAGGGUCAGGAUUAAAUGCAUGAGGCGAUAUUUUUUUGUUUGGAUUCAGAUGUUUAUUAAUUUUUAUUUAUAUUGCAGGCACAUAAACUGUGAGUUUUACAGUACUUCAAUAAACUAAAAAAUGGAGCCUCAAGUGAAAGUAUUUCUCACUUUACAAGGUUUUUUAAGGAUAAACUGUCUAAUUAAGAAAAGAUACUUAAAUUAUUUUUAAUUUUAACUAAAUAACGAACUACUUGUGGCUCAUAAUGCAAACUUUUUAAUUUGAUUGCACAAUACCACCCAGACCCAUGAAGAAGAAGGUGAAGAAGAAGGAUUAGUUUCUGCUCUAAAAUUUUAUUUUGUUUUAUAUACAUUAUUCUAAAACUUUAAACUCUAAGUUUUCUAUUAUGUGAUAUUACACACUUCUAGUCAAAUUGCACACUUAUCAUUUUAGUUCUAUCAUUUAAUUUUGGAAGCUUUCUCUACGACAUCAGGUUAAAUGUACUGUUCUUUUGGAGGUCAAUGUCUCAGCACAGAAAGUCCAAAAUUCUCAGUGACUAGAGUUCAAACACUGCACUACUGAGAAUUUUGACACUGCAGUUGUACCUGUAUUGGUGAUUUGGUUGAGAUAAUUUUGAGAUAAUAAAAAUUUGCAUUUUGAUGCAAAUUUCUCACUUGUCACCAUUGAGAAUUUUGACACUGCAGUUGCACCUGUAUUGGCGAUUUGGUUGAGAUAAUUUUGAGAUAAUCAAAAUUUGCAUUUUGAUGCAAAUUUCCCACUUGUCACCACAUGUCACCUUUUGCUUUGCAUUAUAGACCAUUACAGUGGCACACACUGGAUCCCUUCCUCAGAAAGUCAAGUGGAAGAUAUGCUCCACCCAUGAAGGGACAUACAGUCUGUGGGGCCAGUUGGUUUGAAGGAAUCCCCUCCCAAGCACAUGCAGAGUGGUUUCAGGGUCCUCAGAACUAGCUGUUCUGGGGUAUCACAACUGUUCUCAUCACCUGCCCUAUCUGCACUGUCUUCUAACGCAGUCAAAUCAAUGAAUAAUUUGAAUAAUUUGUCAGUAAAUUAAAUACACUCAGUUCUAAGAUAAGUAAUACAGGUUUUAGAUGCUUCUAAUCAACAGCACUAUGUUUGCACACCCUGUUAUCCUGACACAUGACACUAAACAUGGUAGUUUACUGGUAUGAGUAAAACAAAUGCCAAAUACAAGACAACUCAAGAUCUAGUUUCAGGCAGGCGGUGUGACUCAGCCCUUCCUCUUUAUGUUGCUAUUACCUGCUAAAUUACAUACACGUGUUUAAGAGAGGGAGCCCCUUAUCAAGCGAGGCUGUCGUUUGCACGGUCCCCCACCAGAUGUCCCUCCCGCCAGCCCUGCCUGGUCCCUUUAUUGACACACUGAGUAGUUUUGUUACCAGGUGUGACAGGACCAGGGAGUCGUGCCAAGUGUGGUGCCCGGGGUGCCACUUGCGCUGGGGAGGCAGAUGGGGAGCGAGGGCAAGAGAGGAAGGCACGGAGCAGCCUCUCCUCUCUCCUGCCUGCCCAGGCUGCCUCCACCUCUCCCCGCCGAUGCAAUUCCCUUGUGCUGCGCUUGCUGCCUGAACGGGUAAUGCUGUGGCUAAGGUUUUUCUGGGUCAGUGGAACCUGCACAACCGGUAUCUUCAUACAAACUCCAGGGCUGUCUGCAGCACAAGGAAGGGGGCAAGCACAUAAGGACUAUAAAAUGACCUCUAACAGGCAAGUGAAAGAGCCCUGAGGAGGAAGAAGUGGCUGUGGACAAUGUAAAUCAGCAGAAGUGAAGAAGUGACUGUACACACCUUCAUGCACCCACGAUAUGCUAGAUCUGUAAUAAAAUGGUCACAGUCCCAGACAUGGGCUUUGCCACGCUUGCACAUGCAAAGCUUUCCAACAUGCUGCUGCUGCUGUUGUGCCUGGUAUCCUGUGCUGCUGCUGCUUAUGGGGGUGAGCCCAGCCUGGGAAAGAGGUCCUUGCAUCACUAUGAACAUGAUUCCAGUAGCGCUGUUGAUUCUUCUCAAGACAUGAGGCUACAUGUUUUCACACUGGACUAUGACUAUGUGCAAAUUCCCUAUGAAGUUACUCUUUGGAUCCUCCUUGCCUCUUUUGCAAAAAUAGGUAAGUAGAAAAUGGGAUCUUAGGUCCUCCAGACUUGGAAAGAUGUUAAAAAACUAUGAUGUAACCAAUGUAUUCAUUCAUUCAUUCAUUCAUUUUGUAGCUGGGAUUGAUUUUACUGUGUCCUCAAAAGAACAGGUGUGUUCAUUACCACGGCAAUGCCAAAAUUCCACCUUAGAAUGAUUCCAUCUUGCUUAAGUUAACAUAUGACCUCUAACCUUCAGGUCUCCUGGGCUGUGAGUAGCAAAUAGCAACAGAGCUCCCUAACACAGUGCUGUCCACUCAUUUUUCUAGUCCUUAUAGAUCACACAGCUGUAGAAAUCAGUUACACCAGGCUGAGACUUCAAGUGUAUUGAAUUUUGGGGAGAAACUGUAAAGCAUUCUUCCUUUGUAUGAAUAAAAGAAAACAUUUCCCUCUGA